UAAGGAAAUUCCUGGCAAUUACGGACCAGUCCACAACAAUGGCAUUUAUUGUGAUGAUAGUUCUGAUUAGCUGCUUUAUACAGGGAAGUCAAGGGCUUAAAAUUGCAGCAUUUAACAUCCAGAGAUUUGAUCAGUCAAAAGUCAGUGAUCACAGAACUCUUAACAUUCUCAUCCAGAUUUUACAAAGGUAUGACCUUAUCACCAUUGAAGAAGUUAUGGACGCUGACAAUUCAGCAAUAACAGAACUAGUGAUGAAACUGAAUCAAUUGACCAAACUGCAUUAUAAUUACAUCAUCUCUGAUCAUCUUGGUCGCAGUUCAUACAAAGAAAAAUAUGCAUUUGUGUAUAACGAGAAUAUUCUCAAACCCAUGGAAUGGUACCACUUCGAUGAUGGCUGUGAACAGUGUGGAACUGACACCUUCAUCCGGGAACCUUUUAUAGUGCACUUCCACUCCCUCACUACAACUGUCAAGGAUUUUGUACUCGCAGCCAUCCACACUAGUCCAAGCUAUGCAGUCAGAGAGGUUGAUGGAUUGUAUGAUGUUUGGGCUGAUGCAAAGGACCACUUCAAUACUGAGAACAUCUUGAUACUUGGAGAUUACAACGCAGCUUGUAACUAUGUCACAGAUAGUGAUUGGCCUCAUAUACGACUGCGUCAACAUAAAAAAUUUCAUUGGCUGAUUGGUGAUGAGGUAGACACAACUGUCAGUAAAUACACACAUUGUGCAUAUGACAGGUUUGUUGUGACCACAGAAGGAUUGCUUAAGACAAUAGUUCCUGGCUCAGUCAAGGCCUUCAAUUUCCAAAAAGCUUUUCAUCUCCCAUAUUAUACAGUGAAAGAAGUCUCAGAUCAUUAUCCUAUUGAGCUUGAACUGGAGGAUGAUCCUAGCACUGCUGAUGCUAAAUACAAGACUGGGACAAGUAUUGGUAUCAAUGGUGGAAUCAGUGGUGGUCCAUGUAGCUGCAAAGGUGUAGAUUUCACAUCCUGCGAUGGACGGUGUGGUGCAUAUUCACCUAAUUUUCCUUGCAGUUGUACUGCAAGCUGUUCUAAAUAUCAGGAUUGCUGUGCAGACUAUGGAAAUUAUUGUUAAGGUUGCACGUAAUGGUAGUUAGAAAGUUAUUGGAAGUCAUGAAAGUUUAAUAAGAAAAAACCUCAAAUGAAUUCCAGAAGCAG
Messenger RNA from Hemiscyllium ocellatum (epaulette shark), 1174 nucleotides. RefSeq names its product deoxyribonuclease-1-like. The coding region runs from base 39 to 1091 and encodes 350 amino acids. Lineage: Eukaryota; Metazoa; Chordata; Chondrichthyes; Orectolobiformes; Hemiscylliidae. Gene Ontology annotation, cellular component: nucleus. Gene Ontology annotation, biological process: DNA catabolic process. The record is from RefSeq and is a predicted model, not a curated record. Gene Ontology annotation, molecular function: DNA nuclease activity. The transcript has 11 exons.